GCCUGUACAGAGAGGACGAUUUAACGGAGUUUGGGCAGAUAUAUGGUCUUUGAACAAACAUAGGUAUAAUAAGGACGUAAAGAUCACCUUUUUUCCGGUGUAAAGAUGCGGGAUACUACAGUUCAGAAAUAUUUAUUUGCGUUAAUAUUAUUCCUAUCAUCGAUAUCAGAACAAGUUCAGAGUAAUUUGCUAAAUAUCGAUGAUCGUCCAAUUGAAAAACAUCAUCAUGAAAGACCUACCGAAGAAAACAACGACAUCAAAUUAAAAAUCAUUCAAUUGAUAGAAAUAAGAUUAGUCCAUUUCGCUAUCCAGGAAACGGAAAGCCUAACCAACAUAUACUCGGGUUUCAAAGCACAAUCUAGUGAUCUACAUCUGGCAGUAAAAGGACUUGAAACUUUGAAUAAUGCUGCGGCUGCUAAUAUUGAUAAAAUCGGACCAGUUAAACUCACGUUUUUUAGCCAAAAGCAGAAAGAAAAGAGCGGUAUGUCGAAGAUUUGUGAAAUAUACGAAGACGAAGUAGAUGAUGUUUUGAGGAAUUUUGCACUUCGCACGAGGCCUCCAAAAUCCAAGCUUUUUCUUUUGAAGAAAGAAAAUGCUUGGUCCAUCCCAGUUAUCCCUAAUCAUUGUUUGAAUUUGUAAUUAUUCAGUGCGGAAGGGGAACAAAAGUGAGUUUAACAACGCAAUUCAGAAAGAAGCACCGUCAGAAGCCAAGGAAUUCCCAGUCGAAAACAAAGAAAAUAUCUUUGUCGUUGAUAUUGUCGUAUCAAGGAUAAUAGGGCAUCCCUCUUCGGUUAAGUAAACCCAGAGAAUUAUCCGCGUUAGUUAAACGCGGAUAAUUCUCCGUCUGUAAACUACCUCUUCAUCUUCCAAAAACCAUUAUUUUAUAUUAAUCAAGCGACCAUGUGAUCGCUAAUUACAAUAAUUACCAGUGAACUGUCG
Messenger RNA from Ceutorhynchus assimilis (cabbage seed weevil), 939 nucleotides. The record is from the annotation of a GenBank genome assembly. NCBI's taxonomy places the organism in Eukaryota, Metazoa, Arthropoda, Insecta, Coleoptera, Curculionidae.